AUGGCGCUACGAGUUAAAUCAAUGUUUCGCUUCUUGGACUGGGUCCUAGCAAGCAACCCGCAAAGGCUGUCUCCUGGGGACUUGGCACUGAAACCUGCCAUGGGGUGGGUAUGUCUGGGCGGGAAGGGAGGCGCCAAGCGGCACCGCAAAGUGCUGCGGGACAACAUCCGGGGCUUCACCAAGCCGGCCAUCCGCCGCCUGGCCCGCCGCGGGGGCGUGAAGAGCAUCUCGGGGCUCAUCUACGAGGAGACCCGCGGGGUGUUGAAGGUUUUCCUGGAGAACGUCAUCCGCGACGCCGUCACCUACACGGAGCACGCCAAGAGGAAGACCGUGACCGCCAUGGACGUGGUCUACGCCCUGAAGCGCCAGGGCCGCACCCUCUACGGAUUCGGCGGCUAAAUCAAAGUCCCUGCACUUAGUCGACCCAAAGGCCCUUUUCAGGGCCACCUAUCCCCGCAUAGAAAGAGCUGGGAUCAUUUCAAUUGGGAAACGUUGAGUUAACGCUAGCGUAAAAAUGUUUUGAGUUCUUAUAUAUUUGCUUAUAGUUGCCAGUCACUUGAGUCGUGAAGCAAAGAUGCUUGCCCUGCGCUCCAGAAAUGCUGCUGCUGCUGGUGCCCCGGGAGGUGUGUGGGAUCAGACAAGGCUGGAUCUCGGGGCUGCGGAAGGAGGGAGCGAGCUUUGCUGAAGUAUGGCUUGACCAGAGUUUGCAACAGUUGCCUGAGCGCUUCGGACGAGGCCGCCUGGCGCCCCCAGCACCCUCCCCCCCCCGCGCGGCAUGGGAGUGGGGGAUUUGAGUCCCAGGCACAGACGGGUGUCUCUUCCCCACCUCCAGUGGUUUUUCCCUGGGAGGAGGGACUUUCACAACCCUCUACGGUUCCCCCACCUGGUCUGUGCAACUGCAGUGGGGGAAGCAACGUGGCUGCAGUAGGUGGGCGCCGGAGCAGCCCCCAGCCAUGAUCAGAGGGCCGGGGAGUUGGCAGAGGCUUGGGUGCUGCGGAGGGGGAAGAUCUCGGAGAGGAGCGACCUGCUCUGAGUGAACUCCAUCACAGCAGGUGAAGGGGACCGUAAGGUGGCCUGAGAGUGGGUGCUCAGUUCAGGAAGCGCUGGCCGCGGUGCACACCUAAUUAAUUUAGGCUUCUUGUCAGAAAGUUUACUGCAGUAAGGGCUGCUUCUCCGCUUGCUGGAACCAUCUGCGGCUUCCCCCGCCCUUCCCAACUCGCUGGGCGACUUGUCCCCUCAAGGGCCAGCAAGGCAAGACCAACUGGCAUGUGUCCUGGGAAGAGUUGCUGCCUGGGCUCCCAGCACCGUGCUUGCGGUGGAGAGGUGCAGGCCCUGAAACGCCAGGCUAAGUCUGUCCAGGAACAAAGUCAUCCCGAGUAUUCGACCCCAAGGUCCUUUUCAGGGCCACCUACCCCUGCACAGAAAAGGUGGGCCUGUUCCAGGUGAAUGCACUAAUAAAGAUGUCCUAGAAAUUAUUCGCUUGUAAACGCUGUAUAAAAAGUUUCUAUUGACCUAAGUAAUGUUCGGCAAGGAGGCUAGUGUAGACCAAGGGGCUGGCUAGCAAUGA
This is a messenger RNA of Alligator mississippiensis (American alligator), 1567 nucleotides long. Its product is annotated as histone H4-like. The record is from RefSeq and is a predicted model, not a curated record. Gene Ontology annotation, cellular component: nucleosome. Gene Ontology annotation, molecular function: structural constituent of chromatin; protein heterodimerization activity; DNA binding. Gene Ontology annotation, biological process: nucleosome assembly. Bases 1 to 399 code for a protein of 132 amino acids. NCBI's taxonomy places the organism in Eukaryota, Metazoa, Chordata, Crocodylia, Alligatoridae. The transcript has 2 exons.